CGUCAUGAUUUGACCUCGUUUUUUCCGAGUUCCCAGUUGUUUUAAAAGCACCAAUUGUUGUUAUUUGUCUGGAACAAAUCUGGACGCGUCCCUGGUUAACCUUACGACCAUUAGGCUUGAACAAAAUCGUUUGCGUUUAAACUUUAACCCCUAGGUUACUGGCUACAGUUUAUAGGCUACAGACAGUUUAUGGUCUUCUUUAUUGACAGACACCAAGAAAGUUCAACGAAUACCAUGAGGAUUCCCAUCGAAAAUGAUUUUCUAACAGGGAAUAAUCGGAGAGGCGCCUCUGGCACUGGAAGUAAAUGAUCUCUGUGUGUAAUAUUCAUAUGAUAUUUUUAAUUUCAAUCUACUUCAUGUAGGACUUGUUCCAUAAUCGACUGACGUGGGGACCUCGGAGGGCUGGUCUAGAAAGCCUGGAUGACUGUGUAGUCCGCUGAGCCUCGCAGUACAGUAACCCGACUCAUGCGUUUGUUUCUAGACUUUCAAGUUAACAACGCUUUGGAUACAUAUUUCAACAAUGUCGCGACUGGCCUGUAAACAAAGAAAGGCGGCGUGCGGUAACUUAUUUUCCCGAAAACCUGUGGUCUUGGAUAGACUACAUUGAAUACGAUUAUUGCCAUCCAAAUAACCAGCGUCACUGACCCAGGUGAACGUUUACAAAGUAACUGUUCAGGCACUCGAGUUGCUGCACGCUCUCUGUUUCAAGUUUGGGCUACUUGUAUAGUAAAUGGAGGUUCGUCUUGACACAUUUUUGUCUUGCCAUUUUAUUAUUUUUAAGCCUAAUUACAAUCAAUACAAUUAUCCAUGUUUAAACGUGUGAGUCGAUUUUAAAAUGGUUGAACAUCGAUGCUCCGUUCAAAGGGAAGGGGUCUACCGCUGGUUCUCGAUAUUGAACUCGGCCCAGAGAGCUGAGUUCAUUUGUGGGCUUUUGGACCUCUGUGUUCCCAUCGAACUACGCUUCCUCGGGUCGUGCUUGGAAGACUUAGCCCGCAAGGACUAUCACACCCUCAGGGAUGCCGAGAUCAAAGCCAACAACCCCGCUGACCUCUCGAACCUUACCAACAUCACGGACGAGGUCGUGAGGAGCAAGCUGCUCAUCUCCCUGGCACUUCUCAGCUCGGACAAUCGAGAGGCGGCGGGUGUUCUCUUCCGAACGCUCACGCACAUCGACAGCAUCAUAAACAACUACGGCCUGCAGCUCAACAAUGGACAAACGGAGGAGCAGUUCCUUCUCCUCUUCACCAUGGCAUCCAAUCACCCGGCUUUCAGCUUUCACCAGAAGCAGGUGCUAAGACAGGAGCUGACCCAGAUCCAGGAGGUCCUGCAGGUCACCUGUGGAGAGCAGCUGCCCGGGACUGGCGGCUGCGGCGGGACUGGCGCGCUGGCCACCCUGUCUCCCGCCACUAGCAUCCCUACCUACAUCACUGCGCCCACCCUCGACUCCUGUCAGGUCGGGUGUCCAUGUUGUCAUAAGACACCGCACCGAGAGGUCGGGGCAGGGCGAGGGAACGAGGGAAUUGUCCCAGAAUCCAUGCCUCACAUGCCAUCUCUCUCAUGCCAGGAGCUGCCAGUCAAGGUGCAUGUUGGAAAACCCAGCAAAGUGAACAUAGAGAGGAUAGAGCUGAGGGGAGUGACCCACAAGAAGAAACCAAUUGAAUAUAUGCUAGAGGUCAAAUGGUCAGACUCCUCUGUGUCCACUGUGGGCAGGACUCACCAGGAGGUGCUGGACUUUCUCUCCCAGGUCUCCCAGAUUUUCCCUGAUGAAGGUCUAGAGAAGUUCCUGCCUCAGUCCCCUGGCCUUGAUCAGACCCCUGAGCUGGACCCCAGGUGCCUGACAACGCUUCCAGCCCACAUUCUCAAACAUUACCGGGCCAGACUCUUCUUCAGCACUACUGCCCCCAACGCCACCGCCCCCUCCUUUCCCCCCACCGCAAAUCUUGGGUGCUUGCUUCAAUACAGAGGAGCCAACAGGGCUGUGUGUGGUGUGGCCAGUAUCCAGCCAGUCAUGAGCAUUCACAACUCCAUUCAGCCUUGCUCUCCAACCCAGCUGCUCCCCCAGGGCACCGUGCCCAUUCUUCCCCCCGGCAGGGUGGAGGGGCCAGGGGGGGACAACGCGCCCCCUCCCGGGCACCUCCAGAACCCUGGCCCUCCACAGAUGAACAGCCCAGAACAGAAUGGCAUCCUGGACUGGCUGAGGAAACUCCGCCUGCACAAGUACUACCCAGUCUUCAAGCAGCUGACCAUGGAGGAGUUCCUUGGACUCACAGAGGAGGAUCUGAACAGGUAUGACCUCACCCAGGGAGCCAAGAAAAAGCUGAAGACACAGCUGGAACUGCAGAAUAGGGAGAAGAUGGAGAAGAGGUAUAUGGUGUCCCAGUUCCCUGUGCCCUGUAGUGGCAUUGCCAGGGUUACUCCAUCCAGCCACAUUGGCCCAGUGACACAAGUCCACUCCAAUAACAACACAGAGCAGCGUGUGGAGGUAGAGACAGGCAUGCACCCUCCACCCCGGGACAGCAGCUCCUCCUCAGGUUAUUCCAGCUCCCCCUCCAGCCCCAUUACCCCUCUGUCUCUGUCUCUGUCCCGGGAAGGGGCCGUCGACAGGGCCAAGGAGCCACGCAGACGUAUGGAGUCAGGACUAGACCUCGGAGAGAAGGACAGGACAUGUGUUCUCCUGAACCCCACGGUUACAACAGGUCCAAGUCGGCCCACUGCUCAGGUUCUUCCUGUGCAGAAUGAUCCUACUCCCUGCCCCUCCCACAUGGGCCUUCCUCCACUCUCCUUGCCCCUACUGUCACCAAGACGCAUCCUGGGUUCCCCCCAUAAGCCCCGGCCCCCUCCCCUCUGCCCUGACGAGCGGGUGAAACCCCUGGGUUCAGGCGUGGCUGUUGGGGUGCGGCUGGAAAGCCUGUUCCCUGGCCUGAGUGUGGACAGUGUGGGGUUCCCUCCCCUUCACCAGGAUUCUGCUGGGCCCUGGGGGCCCUCUGGGGUCACCAUGCUGCGCUCCCUUCCAGGCCUGAUGGUAGAGACCAGCACCACCCUCACCACCACCUCCAACACCCUGCACCAUGUCUCACACCUACAGGUGUCCCCCUCCUUACCCCGUGCUGGACACUACCCUUACCCCUCUUCCUCCGCCUCCUCUUCCUCAUUAUCUCCCUCCUCCAAGUCAGCCUUCCCGUCUGUGAGUGGCAUUCCCAUGGGAACCGUGAGCAGCGUUCCCAUGGCAGCGGUGCCAGGCAAUACCUAUUGUGUCAACAGUAGCGCUGCUGUCCUGCCAAGCUCCAGUCCCACUUCCACAGAGAACAGCGGCUACGCCGUCGCCUCUGGCUCCACCCCAAGCCCCUCUGUGUGCGUGUGCAGCUCCUGUGGCUGCAGUGGGAACUGUGGCUCCUACGGGGCCCUCCCAACCAGCUACGCAGGGUACUUCCAGCACCCCUUCUCAGGGACGUCAGUGUUCACUCUGGGGCCCCUGCUUCACCUCAGUCCCCUGCUGGCUGGGAGCAGUACUGCAUUCCCCUUCCCCCUGGUGGCACCGCCCCUCUACAACAGCAGCAUGUCUCACAGCCACGACACCCAGGGGCAGCAGGGGCUGGUUCUGCCCCCCAUGCAGGGCUUUCUGGGGGCCGGGGCCAACGUGUACCAGCCUCAUGGGUUGGUGGGGAACGGAGGGCACAAGAAGCCAGGGAGCCUGUCCUGCUACAACUGUGGGGUCACCGGCCAUCGGGCACAGGAAUGCAAGCAGCCACCCAUGGACGCUGCUCAGCAAGGCACAUUUCGGCUGAAGUAUGCUCCUAAAUCAGACAGCCAGGACUCAGAGGACUAGGAACAACUCCUGUGAUCUUACCCCUGCACACAUCAGCACCUUAUGUCUAAGGCACUGCAUCUCAGUGCUUGAGGCAUCACUACAGACCCCCUGGUUCGAUUCCAGGCUGAAUCACAA
Molecule: messenger RNA, 3943 nt
Organism: Coregonus clupeaformis (lake whitefish)
Lineage: Eukaryota; Metazoa; Chordata; Actinopteri; Salmoniformes; Salmonidae
Product: zinc finger CCHC domain-containing protein 14
Exons: 13
Coding region: 836-3826 (996 amino acids)
Molecular function (GO): phosphatidylinositol binding; zinc ion binding; nucleic acid binding
Source: RefSeq, a predicted model, not a curated record